This is a messenger RNA of Brassica napus (rape), 1479 nucleotides long. RefSeq names its product calmodulin-like protein 8. The record is from RefSeq and is a predicted model, not a curated record. Gene Ontology annotation, molecular function: calcium ion binding; enzyme regulator activity. The transcript has 4 exons. Lineage: Eukaryota; Viridiplantae; Streptophyta; Magnoliopsida; Brassicales; Brassicaceae. The coding region runs from base 799 to 1260 and encodes 153 amino acids.
UUUCUUUUCAACGUCUGAUAAUGCUAUUACAACGCUGAGAAAUAUUACAUAGACGAUUCUACAGCUGUCAAUUUUACCACCAUAUGAGAAUAUACACGUCUGACUGCUUCACUCCGAGAUGCCCUAUGAGAUCCAUGUUUGAUGAUACGCUCCGCACCAUGUUGAAUACCUCUUGUAAUUCAUUUUCUCCAUAAUCUGCAUAAUUUGUAUUUUCUGGAGUUUGAACUUUAAAUUUUAUGGUGUAGAAGCAUUAAUGAACUCUUAUUCAAACCACUGGACUAAGGGGGUUUCAAUGUGUCUUUGGUAAUGUAUAUUUUUAACUUAAAACGAAACAAAUGUCUAAUAGAGUAAACUUAGACCAGCCAAUGAGAGUUGAAGCUUGGAGAGUUUUAUGAGCUUAGUGAAUCUAAUCACUUAGAUCCAUUAACAAAACAUCCAAGUGGUUUUAGCCGUUAGACGGACAUUUAGACAGUUAAACGGUUGAGUUUUAGAUACAAUAAGUCUUUACUAAUGAGUAAUGACGAUUAUGUACGACCUAAAAGUAACUCGAGAACAGCAACAAUUAUUUUAUGCUAUUGGGUCAUGUGACCAGAAUUAAAAUUUUCAGCUCAAGAAUUAAAAACUUCCCUUUUAACUUUAAAUAAUUAAAGAAGGGCUUAUAGAUUGAAAAAGUACCAUGAGUCCAAAGUAGAAAGUUCUUGUCACGACUCUACAUAUAGACCAUAAAUCAGAGAUUCAUCAACAACUUUAAACCUUUGGCUUUCUCUCUUCUCUUUUCUCUCACGACCCCAGAAAACAAUGGAAGACACAGCACUGACAAAAGAUCAGAUCAUCGAGAUCAAAGAGGUCUUUUGUCUCUUGGACAAAGACGGCGACGUAACAGGUCGUAUAACGGUAGAAGAACUUUUAACAGUGAUCCGUUGGUUGGAUCAGAAUCCAACAGAACAAGAACUUCACGAUAUCAUCACUGAGAUCGACUCCGAUAGUAAUGCCACCAUUGAAUUUGCUGAGUUUCUUAACCUCAUGACCAACAAACUUCAGGAAAAUGAUGCAGAAGAAGAGCUGAAAGAAGUAUUCAAAGUCUUUGACAAAGACCAAAAUGGUUAUAUCUCUGCCAGUGAGUUGAGUCAUGUAAUGAUAAAUCUAGGGGAAAAGCUAACAGAUGAAGAAGUUGAACAAAUGAUAAAGGAGGCAGAUUUGGAUGGUGAUGGCCAAGUCAACUAUGAUGAAUUUGUCAAGAUGAUGAUCAACAUUGGCUAAUUUACUAUUAUUUUGGAGACUUACAAACCAAAUUAUCCUUAAUUGUCUUGUUAGUUUUUGCUCCUUUGUCUUCACUACAUCUCAACAAAUGCAAAUUUUCUGAAAUUCUUUGAAGCUUUCAGCUUCAGUUUUGUUUUGUCUAUUGUCGAAGCUUAGAGGUGCAGUUUAAUCUCUGUAGCUUUGUUUAUUACACUUUUGAAACACAAUUUGAAUUUCUUU